AUGCCCAUGGGCAUCGCAUGGCCAGAAUCAUGCAUCAACACUAUAGACUUAGGCGCCUUUGUACACCCAUGGGUGCUCCGCUGGGUCGCCCACGAGGAGGACUGUCAACAUGACCCAGCUACAACGCUGGAGUUAGCUGUCGUACAGGGUUUCCUGGAUCUCCGCUGCUGCAAGGUGCAGCCACCGCAAGAACACAUGAACGACAGUCAGGAUAAGAACCAAAAAAAGAAGAAGGUGAAGGGUGUUAGGAGAAGGCGUUGGAGGAAGCAGGAGUCAGGAGGAGAAUGGGGAAGGAGAGGUGAAGGUGAAUGUGGAGGAAGUGUGAGGAAGCAAAGGGUGAAGGUGAAGGAAAAGGAGAAGGAGGCGAAGCAGCAGGCCUUGUGUCGGUGCCCGCUACCCCGGCAGAUUCCAGACAGUGGAGCAACCCACUGUCAGUUCCCCGACACGGUCCCACUAACUAACAACCCAACACCAACACUGAGCAGUGAUGGUGCAGUAGUUGUUUUGUGUUAG
This is a messenger RNA of Durusdinium trenchii, 513 nucleotides long. Lineage: Eukaryota; Dinophyceae; Suessiales; Symbiodiniaceae. The record is from the annotation of a GenBank genome assembly.